AUGAGAAAAUUAUCGAUCGUUCUGUUUUUAUCUGAAUUGUUUACAAUUGCAUGCAGGAGUAAAGAGAAGGUCGAUAGUUAUGUUUCUCAUCACCGCGCGUCUCGAUUCUUGUCGAGAGCCGAUAUCUAUCGACUCUUCGAAUUGAAUCGUCGUUCGUCGUAGCGGCGAACAUCUGGGCAAUGGCCGACGCGGCGUGGCGCGGCGCGAGGGGCGGAAUCAAGAAAUAUGAUUUAUGUGAUGUGGAUUGUUUGUUGACGUUCGUCAAUUCACAUCAAUUCACGUCAAUUGAUGUGUGAGCUGCAGCGUGGGCGAGUGCCAACUCACGUUGCAACGUGCACUUUGCACUUGGUCCCGAGUCCCGAGCAAAGAGAUUGGAGAGAAAAUAGACAGAUUAGAAAAUAAGGACGCUAUGGAGGAGAGAAAUUGCGAACGUCGUUCUUUCCAUCUCGCCAGCGUGUUUCCAGGUAUCCAUUUCGACGUUGACAUCACUGACCUGCCGACAGACACUCCCCGUAUCUCCAGACUGGAUGUCUUCUUGCUGGCUUGCUCCAUAGUAAUGCAUGUCGUCGACAUGGGUUUCGAUUAUAAUAUCGCUAUCCAAUAUUACCUGGGUGCUAAAGUAACGUAUUUUGCUUGGACAAUGUGCCUCAUACUUGUUCCCUCUCUGAUCAAUGUUGUUAUCAGCAGGAGGAUGCAACUUCAAGAUAAACAAAUAAGUUCCAGUACAUCGAAUGAGUAUAAAACGACACAUUUGUUGAUUAAAAAUGGAUUGUAUUGUACAAUCGCUGUUUUUUUGCAAUUGGCGCCAGUUAUACAUUACUGGGAAACCCUGAAGUGUGCAUUAAAAGCACGUAAAUGCAAGAAAUCCGAGGAUCGUAUCAAUGAAAGGAGAUAUUACUUAAGGAUGCUCAAAGAAGAUCAAGAUGUUGCCUUGUUAAGAGUAUUUGAAUGUUUCUUGGAAGCUGCACCGCAACAAAUCCUACAGCUAACUCUGAUGCUAAAGCAUUACCACAAUGAAAUUAAUUUUGAAUUUGUACAUCAAGUAGCUAGUAUUGUCAGCUCGCUUGCAAGCAUGGGUUGGGCAAUGGCCAGUUAUCAUCGUAGCAUUCGAUUAGCUCAACAAAAUAAAUUGAAUAUUGGUGUUGUAGGAACCGUGCUACAAUUUCUGUGGCACUUUAGCAUUACAGUGGCAAGAAUCUUAUCUCUCAGUAUUAUUGCAAGCGUCUGGCCUCUAUAUACUAUAAUCGGUUGCCUAAUACAUUGGGUAAUCAUGACCAUAUGGAUUUUGAUCAAUUCUCAUGGAAUAUUAGAGUUUUGCCGAGCUUAUGAUCGCCCACCACAUAUGCUGCCAACAUUUAAAGAACGCAUUUAUUCUAGCUUAUUUGCCAUAGUUAUUGGCAUAGUUUACAUUUUCAUAUAUUUAAAUACUGUAGAUUGCAAUACAUUUUGGAAACAUCUAUGUUUCUAUAUGCUCUGUUUUGCAGAAAACAUUACUUCAAGUCUAUUGUGGAGAUAUACCUGUCCUCCUGAAGUUACAGAGGCUUGGUAUUUUAACAUAUUCUUUAUUACUUGCAUCGUUUCCUUUUUGCUAGGAAUUAUAGCAAUGAUAAUAUAUUAUACUAGAUUUCACCCUUCGAAAAAGCAACGUGUUUCAAAUUCACUUCAAGCCAUGUAAUCAUGAAUCUCUAUUUUUUACUUUAAGGAGAUUAAAUUAAUUUUGCAUUAUAAUUUACAAAGUAUCUUUCGAGAUACACAUUAUGUAUCUCGAAAAAAAAAGAAUCUCGAUAUUAAAAUUCAUAUAUAUAUAUAUAUAUAUAUAUAUAUGUGUGUGUGUAUAUAUAAGCAAUGCCACAUUUUGACUAAAUCUGCAACAUAUAGUUUUAAGAUGUCUCAUAGACUGCGCAGAAAUGUAAGUACAUGGCUGUGUUAUCAAUAGAAACCAACUAGAUAUUGUCUUUUAUAUUGAAAUCUUUAAUAAGAAUCUUUUUUUUACACUUUUUCAAUUUAAACUGUAAGAAAU
Acromyrmex echinatior (Panamanian leafcutter ant) is the source of this 2020-nucleotide messenger RNA. RefSeq names its product XK-related protein 6. Gene Ontology annotation, cellular component: plasma membrane. Gene Ontology annotation, biological process: apoptotic process involved in development; phosphatidylserine exposure on apoptotic cell surface; engulfment of apoptotic cell. Lineage: Eukaryota; Metazoa; Arthropoda; Insecta; Hymenoptera; Formicidae. The record is from RefSeq and is a predicted model, not a curated record.